Molecule: messenger RNA, 720 nt
Organism: Diversispora eburnea
Lineage: Eukaryota; Fungi; Glomeromycota; Glomeromycetes; Diversisporales; Diversisporaceae
Source: the annotation of a GenBank genome assembly
AUGGCGGAAUAUUUGGCAUCGAUUUAUGGUACAGAGAAAGACAAAGUCAACUGUUCUUUUUAUUUCAAAAUUGGAGCUUGCCGACACGGUGAUCGUUGUAGUCGUAAACAUGUCAAACCGACUUUUUCACAAACUAUCCUCUGUUCCAAUAUUUACCAAAAUCCCGCACAUGACACUAACUGUAAUAUGACGGAGGAACAAAUUCAGGCACACUUUGAUGACUUCUAUGAAGACUUUUUUACAGAACUUUGUAAAUAUGGUGAAGUUGAAGAAAUGCAUGUAUGCGAUAACGUAGGAGAUCACUUGAUCGGAAACGUUUAUGCUAGGUUUAGGUACGAAGAAGACGCUCAAAAAGCGGUUGAUAAUUUGAAUCAAAGAUUUUAUUCAGGGAGACCCAUUUAUGCCGAGCUUUCACCAGUUACAGAUUUUCGUGAAGCGUGUUGUCGUCAAAAUGAAAACGCGGAAUGCACUCGGGGUGGAUUUUGUAAUUUCAUGCAUUUAAAAGAAGUCUCGAGAUACUUAAAGAAAGAACUAUUCGCGGCUCAAAGAAAUUAUUUACGUGAACAGAGAAGAGCGAAUAGAGAAAAAAGUGGCGAUGUGGAUUCUCGCCGUUCAAGAAGUUUAUCGGACGAUCGACACAAGGAAAGAUCCCCUCCUAAAGAAAGAACGGAUAGGUCGAGAGAAAGAGAUCGAAGAAAUUCUCAAACACAUGCUAAGUAG